Anoplopoma fimbria (sablefish) is the source of this 3334-nucleotide messenger RNA. RefSeq names its product exonuclease 3'-5' domain containing 2 (gene exd2). The transcript has 10 exons. The record is from RefSeq and is a predicted model, not a curated record. Bases 253 to 2166 code for a protein of 637 amino acids. Gene Ontology annotation, biological process: nucleobase-containing compound metabolic process. Gene Ontology annotation, cellular component: cytoplasm; nucleus. NCBI's taxonomy places the organism in Eukaryota, Metazoa, Chordata, Actinopteri, Perciformes, Anoplopomatidae. Gene Ontology annotation, molecular function: nucleic acid binding; 3'-5' exonuclease activity.
GGGGGCGCUCGUCGCAGAGCAGCGUGCCGGUGCAGCGGCGUCCAUAUAAAACCAGCCCGGAAGCCUUAAAUCAGUGCAGUAAAACGAAGCAAGGGUAAAUGUUUGAGGAAGUAUCGGUGUGUUGGUUCAACACUUAAAAGAGAGAUGCAGUGCCUGUCCAUAUCACAGAAACAGAACCAGGUUUACAUGAGAUCCCACUGACACAGGAAAGAUUUGCACUUUUCUGCCAGCGGCGGAUCACUUCAAGCCAACAUGUCUCAUCGGGGGCCUUUAACCGCUGUCAUAACAGUACUAGGAGUGACCUUAGGCGGGCUGCUCAUAUGGCGAGUUUACCGAACAAAAAGGAAGCGGCUGCCUUCCGUCCAGAAGGCGGUCGAUCCUGCGGAGGCUCCGUGUCCUGUGGAGAAGGACUUCACGGCUGUGGAGCAUCGAAACAACCAACCGCCACGUCUCCUGGAGAAGGAGUUCAAGGCUGUGGAGUGUCAGACCACACAGCAGCCUCCACCCGUACAGAUGCCGUCCUCUGAACAGCUGAUGGCGGUGAAACCGGUGAUGGUGAGCUCCGAGGAGGAAUGGCAGCAGCUGUGGCCUCUGAUGCAACAGGAGCUGUCGGUGUUCCCCGUGCUGGGGCUCGACUGUGAAUGGGUAAAGAACAAAGGCGUGUCUGUGAAGGGUCGAACCUCUGCGGUCUCCCUGUUACAGAUGGCCACAUAUUCGGGUCUGUGUGUGCUGGUGAGGCUGCUGGCGUUUCGCGGCGGCCAGCAGCCGUUCCCUCUCAGCCUAAUGGAAGUCCUGAGGGACCCGCACAUCCUGAAGGUCGGCGUCGGAUGUUAUGAAGAUGGAAAGCGGCUGACGCGAGACUACGGUCUGUCGCUGACGUGCACGGUUGACCUGCGCUACCUUGCCUUAAGACAAAGGCAAGCUCCAGUGAAUAACGGCCUCAGCCUGAAGUCUCUGGCAGAAGAUCUGUUGAACGUGUCUCUAGAUAAAUCCCUGGAGCUGCGCUGCAGCGACUGGGAGGCGGAUCAACUGACGCCGAAGCAGAUGACCUACGCUGCCAGAGAUGCCCAAGUCUCCAUCGCUCUCUUCCUCCAUCUCCUCGGCCUCGACUCUCCCAGCGGGGGCUCUUACUCCGAGCUGGCCGCCCGCUGUCAGGGCCUGGUGGACGUGCCCUUCAAGAGCCGUGGAGACGGAGACGACAGGGCGUCCGACGGAGAGAGGAGGCGGAAGACGUGGAAAACGCCCACUUUUGAAAGCCCGGAGUCUGGAGAUCAGCAAGUCCCAGACCCCCGAAAGAACAACAAGAGGAAACCGCUGGGUGUGGGCUAUUCCGCCAGGAAGUCUCCUCUCUAUGAUAACUGCUUCCUCCACGCUCCUGACGGCCAGCCGCUGUGCACCUGCGACAAGAAGAAAGCCAAAUGGUACCUAGAUAAAGGAAUAGGAGUGCUCCAGAGCGAAGAGCCUUUCGUAGUGCGGCUGCUGUUUGAGCCGUCGGGACGUCCCGACUCCCAACAGGACUAUUAUCUCACCGCGAAGGAGAAUCUCUGCGUGGUCUGCGGCAAAGCAGAUUCCUACAUCAGGAAAAACAUAGUGCCGCAUGAGUACAGGCGGCACUUUCCCACCGAGAUGAAGGACCACAACUCCCACGACAUCCUGCUGCUCUGCACCAGCUGCCACGCCGCCUCCAACGUGCACGACGGCUUCCUGAAGCAGCGUUUGGCCGAGGAGUUCGCCGCCCCUCAGGGCUGCGAGGAGGGCGUCCGCCUGCUGGAGGACUCGGACCGACGGCGGGUGCGUUCGGCGGCUCGGGCUCUGCUCACCGCCGGGGAGGGACUGCCGGAGCAGCGACGAGAAGAGCUGCAGGGUUUGAUCAAGAGUUACCUCGACGCCGACGAGGAGCAGGAGCUGACGGAGGAGGCGCUGCAGGAGGCCGCCGGUCUGGAGACGAGGAUUUUCAACGAGGCCUACGUGCCUCACGGUCUGAAGGUGGUGCGUGCCAGCGCCGAGCGGGGCCUUCAGGGCCUGAUGGAGCUGGAGCGCCGCUGGAGGCAGCACUUCCUCGCGGCCAUGCAGCCGCGCCACCUCCCUCCGCUCUGGGCCAUCGACCACAACCACAGCAAGUUCCUCCGCAAAUACGGAGAGGACCUGCCCAUCAAACUCAACUGAUCCACUGACCACAAGCUGCUACCGACCACCACAGGAAGCUACAUUUUCCUCAUCUGCCGGUUAAAGAGCCGGAUGGAUUUGAGACUCCUGCAGCCACUCCGUUAAUUCUACAAGCCAAAUCACUUCUUUUUUUUGUUGUGAGUGGAUGAAUGAACUAUCUACCAGCAUAAAAAAAACAAAGGAAACGUUACCAGCAUGUUCAACUUCCCGAGAUGAGUGCGUGUACGUGAAUACACUAUCUGUGUUGGACGACGUUUCACUCUUGUGUGUAGUGUGACGCUGCUAGGCUGCCUGGAUCCUGAAUGAACUUCAAGCAGAGACUUGUGGGGGGGGAAAUCCAGUACUGAAUCUGAAAAAAACAACAUAAUGUGAUUGCAUAUGGACACUUUUUUUAUCAUGAAAAAUGUAUAAUUAUUUAUGAAAAGUUAACACUAUAUUAAAUUUAUGAAAUGAUUUUUAGAAGAAGCUGCAGCCUGCUCUUAAUAUCCCCCGCCUCUACAUUUAACUACCACCCCUCCCCCCACCCCCUCCUGCAGGUUUGCAGCUAUCAGUCUGAGAAUAAAUGCUUUGCUUUGCAUAAAGGGGUCAUCUUAAUAGGACCUUUAAAUUAUCUGGCGCUCCACUCUGCUUUCGUUUUCAGUCUAUUGUCUGUUUUAAGUCGAUAGAUGAAAGUUUCCCAGAAGCGUCUUGAAAUCAAACGUCGUCUCGUUUCCUAUUUAAAGAGACGAGUUUUGGUCUCAAGGUGCCUUUUGCAGGGCGGAGACGAACGCUGAUCACACUAGCGCCGGCUGCUCCGGUUCAUCAUGUCAAACUCCCGAUUGUUUGCGUGGUGCUGCUGCUCCUCCCGACGGUUGGGACAUCUUCCUGGCUCGUGUUUUAAUGGGCCUCUUAAUCCCCAAACCUGACCGGAGUCCCGCCGCAGCAUCUCGUUCUCACUUUACAGCCGUUUCACCACGACGUCGUUUUACAGAAUCCAAAAAUGCACAGUGAAGAAAAUAAGCCGACUCUAAUGUGAUUUUAGAAAGUUAAACCCCUUUUUUUGAUUUAUCUUUUUUGAGCUGAUGAUACAUUUAUUUACAAUACAGCUGCUCUGUCUGCGUAUUUUUCUGGAUGUAAGCCCUGAAGCUGUUGUGUUUUCCUAAAAUUGUGAAUGAUGCAAAAAAUUAAA